Adineta steineri is the source of this 1014-nucleotide messenger RNA. Lineage: Eukaryota; Metazoa; Rotifera; Eurotatoria; Adinetida; Adinetidae. The record is from the annotation of a GenBank genome assembly.
AUGUGCAAUAAAAAUAUAUCAUGUAUACUAACAACACAAGCAACAAUUCAAAUUGUUACAAAACAAAUGACAUAUUACGGACCAAUUAUUCUUCUAAUUGUGGGUAUUAUAGGUUGUUUAUGUAAUUUUCUAACAUUUACAUCACCAAAAUUACGUCAAAAUCCAUGUGCAUUUUAUUUUCUUUGUUCAUCUAUAUUUGAAUUUCUUACAAUUACUUUUGGACUUAGUACUCGUUUAGCUGCUGAUUAUUUAGGUAGUAAUCUACAAAAUACAAAUCGAAUUUAUUGUAAAAUUCGUGCUUAUUUGGUUUCGGCAAUACCAUUAAUUGCUACUUAUUUUAUAUUAUUAACAGCUAUUGAUCGAUGUAUGUCAUCAUCUAUUCAUAUUCGUUUACGUUCAUUUAGUCAAAUGAAAAUCGUUUAUCGUUCAGUUAUAAUUACGAUUCUAAUUGGUCUAUUAUCUUGUUCACAUAUUCUUAUUACCUAUGAUCUUCGACCAAAAUGUGCUACUUUAUAUGGUGCUUAUGCUAUAUUCGAUGGUAUGUUUGUCGUAUUUUGGCUUGGUUUUAUUCCUCAUAUAUUAAUGUUAAUAUUUGGUUUAAUGACUUUAAUACAUAUACGACAGAUGAGACGAAGACGACCACAACUAAAAAUAAUUACACCUAUCGAACCAAAACGACCACGAAAUGAUACUAAAACAGAUACACAAUUGAUUUUAAUGAUGUUAGUUCAAGUUGGUUUGAGUUCAUUAUUAACUUUAACACGAAUGAUUUAUUAUGCAUAUUAUAUACUUGGACCAUCGUUAACUGGUUAUAAUAAAAUGAUUGGAUCAUUUUUAAUGUCAUUUACUACACUUCUUUAUUAUACGAAUUAUGCGAAAUCAUUUUAUAUCUAUACAUUAUCAAGUCAAUUAUUUCGAUCAGUUUUUUUACAAAGACUUAAAGAAUAUGGUCAGAAAAUUUUCAAUUUAAAUCCAUUAGUAUUGAAAAAUGUUGCAACAAGUCAAACUCGAUAA